Silurus meridionalis is the source of this 3695-nucleotide messenger RNA. RefSeq names its product DENN domain containing 2B (gene dennd2b). The record is from RefSeq and is a predicted model, not a curated record. The transcript has 20 exons. Bases 174 to 3530 code for a protein of 1118 amino acids. Gene Ontology annotation, biological process: positive regulation of ERK1 and ERK2 cascade. NCBI's taxonomy places the organism in Eukaryota, Metazoa, Chordata, Actinopteri, Siluriformes, Siluridae.
GCGCGGAGGCUUUUGUCCGCCUCAGAGAACAUGAGCGUGUGGAGAGAGUUUCCCUCAGGACCGGCUUCUUCUCAUCGACACUUUUCACCUCUUUAACCGUGUUUCUGACCAACUGGACACCAUGACUCGGAUAACAAAACGCUUCUCGGAGGGUGAGCGGUGUGACGGAGGAGAUGACCGCCAACAAGAACUCAAAGGCCACGCCCAAAACAGGAGGGGCUAAAAGCCCUCAGGAGAUUCCUGACAGGUGCCAGUCUGCGUCCCCACCUCCUAUUCUUUCUGCUGUGAAGGAACAGUGUCACGCUGAGUUCAGCGAGACAGAAGACGCCAGACAGCAGAGCAGAUACGCCAAAGCUGACACAAAAUUCCAGUCUCAUAGGAACUGGAGUCAGAAAACGGCGAGUCUGCGCAGUGGAGCCACGCUUUUCCCCGACUCCAAGAGUAGACUCACCAAGGCCAAGAGCAUCGGCUGUCUGGAUAAGAAGCUCAGCAUCUACAAACAGUCCAGUGGAGAAGAUCAAGAGCAGAAGGAGAAUCAACUGAAAGACAGUCCUCCUGGAGCCUGUCCCGGAACUUUCAGCAAGAGUACACUGUCUUUAAUCUCGGCCUCUUCCUCCUCUGCCAAAUACGGCCACAAGCGCACUCUGUCGCUCAGCCGGAACGGUCCCGGGACUUCGUCUGCCACAAUCCGGAAGAAGAUCACGGAAUGGGAAUGUCGGAACGUGUCUCUUCCUAGGAUGAGUCUGUGCUUAGACAAGAGGCCUGGUGGUGGGAGUGAAGGCUGCCCCAGCUUCUUGUCCUCUCCUUGUAGCGAAAAAGCCUUCGACUUCAAGUCCAUGCGCAGGAUGAGCGCGGCAUUUUCCGAGUGUUCUUAUCCGGAGACCGAGGAAGAGGACGGAGCUUCGGACCGAGAAUGUAGCGGCAGGUUCCAGAAGAGAGAAGGCCCGAAGUCAUUCCACCGCGCUCAUUAUCCUCGUAAAGAGACGUCUGCUGUUCUGAACCGGAUACAGAAGAUCGAGCAGGCUUUGAAAGAAAGUCCGUCCACUCCGCCAAAGUACCUGAGCAACUGUUACGGCUUGGACAAGUCACGGCAGAAGUCUUUCACCAUUUCAUCGCGUCACGAGGACCUGGACAGCACGUGUGACAGCAAGCGAAGCAGCAUCUGUUCUGUGGCUACUGAGCCAGAUACUUACCCCGGCUCAGAAAAACUCUCAAAGAUCAGACAGAGGUUCAGCAUCGCCUCAUUCAUGUCUGAGAGCUCACAGCACCCCUGUGCACCCGGCCCACCCGGCCCACCCGUCAACCCCCUACCUAAACCCAAGCGCACUUUUGAGUAUGAUGCUAAUCGGAGCCAUAAAGACUCUUCACCUAGCAAUGGAAUACCUCCAAAUUCUGACACUCACAUAACUCCGCCCACCGUUAACACAUCUGCGCGCUCGUUCAAGGGAACCCCUGACAGAGAGUCGUGUGAGUCUGAAGACGCAGUGAGCCUGCCCUCCUCUUACCCCUCUUCACCCACAGAAAAUGGCACUGCGUCCACAGAGAAUCACAGCUGCCCCAGCUCUAAGAGCACUCCAGAGGAAAACGCUUACGAGGACAUUACAGAGACAAUGAAAGAGAAUCCGUAUGAGGAUGUGGACCUGAGGGUGAGAGGUCUGGCCCGCAAGUCUCGCCUGUUACCUGAGAGGUCUAAUGACUCACUUAACAGGACGUGGACCUCCCAAGACAGGAAGUGCACUACACCACCCCAGCUGCCAUCCAAACCAAGCAGUCAGUCGCUGCGGCUCCUGGGCCAAGCUGACAGGAAGAGCCACCGCUUGUCUCGUUUCUCUAAAAGACACAGUCAUGAUGACAUGUUACUGAUGCCCCAGUUAUCGUCUCCCUCCUGCGGCCUCCUGGAUGACGGCCUGAGCAGUGCCAGUGACACUCUGACCUCCCGCAGACAGAGGCGAGUCCCCAAGGUGGUGCAGAGAAUAAAUUCCAUCUAUUGUGCAAAAAGAGGGAAGAAGAGACUAAAGAAGCUCUUGCUCUCCAACAUAGAGACGGCAUCCCUGCGAGAUGAUAACAGUGAGAGUGAAAGUGACUCUGACGACAGGUUCAAAGCUCACACCAAGAGGCUCCUGAAGCUGCAGUCGAUACUCCGCCGCGCCCCGAGUUACCGCACACUGGAGCUAGAGCUCAUCGAGUGGCAGGAACGGGAGCUGUUUGAGUACUUUGUCGUGGUCUCUCUGAAGAAGAAGCCUACGAAGAACUCAUACACACCGGAAGUCUCCUACCAGUUCCCUAAGCUCGAGAGGCUGACCAAACAGAUGCGAGAAGCCGAGCAGCGUCUCAAAGCUAUUCCACAAUUCUGUUUCCCCGACGCUAAGGAUUGGAGUCCUGUGUCCGAGUACAGCAGUGAGACCUUCUCUUUCAUGCUGACCGGAGAAGACGGAAGUCGGCGUUUCGGAUACUGCCGACGGCUCCUGCCCAGCGGGAAAGGCCAGCGUCUUCCGGAGGUGUAUUGUGUCAUCAGCAGGUUGGGGUGUUUUGACCUGUUCUCUAAGAUCCUUGAUGAAGUAGAGAAGAGGAGAGGGAUCUCAGCUGCUCUGGUCUACCCCUUCAUGCGGAGUCUGAUGGAAUCACCGUUUCCUGCCCCCGGAAAAACCAUCAAAGUCAAAACCUUCCUGCCUGGUGCAGGCAACGAGGUUAUGGAAUUGAGGAGGCCGAUGGACUCGAGGUUGGAGCAUGUGGAUUUCGAAAGCCUCUUCAGCUGUCUGAGUGUGAGACAGGUGGUGUGUGUGUUCGCCUCGCUGCUGCUGGAGCGCCGAGUCAUCUUUGUGGCCGAUAAACUCAGUGUUCUGUCCAGUUGUGUACAUGCUGUGGUGGCUCUGCUUUACCCGUUCUCAUGGCAACACACCUUCAUCCCUGUUCUUCCCUCCGCCAUGGUGGACAUCGUGUGCUGCCCGACUCCGUUUCUGGUGGGAAUCCUGUCCAGCUCACUGCCCAAACUCAAGGAACUACCAGUGGAGGAAGCUUUGAUGGUUCAUCUAGGUACAGAUCGCUUCAUCAGACAGCUGGACGAUGAGGCUUCACUUCUACCCCGCAAGCUUCAGGCUGCUCUGGAGCAAGCACUGGAGCAGAGGAACCACAUCAUCAAUCAGGACUCGGACAGCGAGUCGGAUGACGAGUGCAACUCAUUGAACAGCGUGGUAUCCGAGGCCUUCAUCCGCUUCUUCCUGGAGACUAUCGGACACUAUUCUCUCUUUCUGACUCAGGGCGAGAGAGGAGAGCGCGUGUUUCAGCGCGAACCUUUCCGCAAGUCUGUAGCCUCCAAAAGCAUCCGCCGCUUCUUGGGAGUCUUCAUGGAGUCUCAGAUGUUUGCUGGAUUUAUCCAGGACCGCGAGCUAAGGAAGAGCCGAGCUAAAGGUCUGUUUGAGCAGAGAGUGGACCAGUACCUGGAGGAGUUACCCGACACCGAGCAGAGUGGAGUUAAUAAGUUUCUCAAAGGACUAGGUAAUAAAAUGAAGUUUCUCCAUAAGAAGAACUGAUCGCAUGGAACCUGAUAAAAACCACUAAGGACAUCUUUCCAACACUACAUUUGAAGACUUAACACAACUCAUAUAUCUGGCAAUGGAAUUGACUUGAGCAGUUAAAUGUCUUAAUGUCUUGUAUGUGUGUGUGUGUGUGUGUAUAUAUAUAUAUAUAUAUAUAUA